AUGCCGGGUGCGGAUCCGGGAUUUGCGAGCUCCGGCAUCUCCCGGCCGGAAUAUCACGACAAAGAUUCUGUAUUUGUCGCCAACGAAUCCUCCGUCCAGCGCCAUAAGGAUUCGAAGAGCAAACAGCCUACCGUGUCCCCAAUUUCCGGCAUGGAGAAGGAUUGGGUUGCGCGGAUUCUCGAGAUCCGAGCGGCCGACGAGCACCACGUAUACGCACGUAUUUAUUGGAUGUACUGGCCUGACGAACUUCCCGGACAAAGCAUGGAUGGGAAAAAGUAUCCAAGGGGUCGGCAGCCGUACCACGGCCGGAGCAAACUGAUCGCGUCUAAUCACAAGUCGUAG
This is a messenger RNA of Pyricularia pennisetigena, 342 nucleotides long. RefSeq lists its product as uncharacterized. Lineage: Eukaryota; Fungi; Ascomycota; Sordariomycetes; Magnaporthales; Pyriculariaceae. The record is from RefSeq and is a predicted model, not a curated record. The transcript has 2 exons. The coding region runs from base 1 to 342 and encodes 113 amino acids.